AUGCCUAUUGCCGCAACCCCUCUCCCCGAAACGCCGGGCGAGUCCUCGACUUCGGCAGCCAAAAAGGCGCUGGCCUCGGCAGCCAACGGCACGCCCAACUACGAGCUGCCAUGGGUCGAGAAAUACCGGCCGGUUUUCCUCGACGACAUCGUCGGCAACACCGAGACCAUUGAACGCCUCAAGAUCAUCGCCAAGGACGGCAACAUGCCUCACAUUAUCAUUUCGGGCAUGCCCGGCAUCGGCAAGACGACCAGUGUGCUGUGCCUCGCGCGCCAGCUGCUGGGCGACGCGUACAAGGAGGCGGUGCUGGAGCUCAACGCCAGCGACGAGCGCGGCAUCGACGUCGUGCGCAACCGCAUCAAGGGCUUCGCGCAGAAGAAGGUCACGCUGCCGGCCGGGCGGCACAAGCUCGUGAUCCUGGACGAGGCCGACAGCAUGACGUCGGGUGCGCAGCAGGCGCUGCGCCGGACGAUGGAGAUCUACUCGAACACGACGCGGUUUGCCUUUGCGUGCAACCAGUCCAACAAGAUCAUUGAGCCGCUGCAGUCGCGGUGCGCGAUCCUGCGGUACGCGCGGCUGACGGACGCGCAGGUCGUCAAACGGCUCCUGCAAAUCAUCGAGGCCGAGAACGUGCGGUACAGCGACGACGGCCUGGCGGCGCUCGUGUUCAGCGCCGAGGGCGACAUGCGGCAGGCCAUCAACAACCUGCAGUCGACGCACACGGGCUUUGGCUUUGUCAGCGGCGACAACGUGUUCCGCGUGGUCGACGCGCCGCACCCGAUCAAGGUGCAGGCGAUGCUCAAGGCGUGCCACGAGGGCAACGUGGACGCCGCGCUGGACACGCUGCGGGAGCUGUGGGACCUGGGCUACUCGAGCCACGACAUCAUCAGCACCAUGUUCAAGGUGACCAAGACGAUGCCCGGGCUCAGCGAGCACGCCAAGCUCGAGUUCAUCCGGGAGAUUGGGUUUACCCACAUGAAGAUCCUGGAGGGCGUGCAGACGCUGCUGCAGCUGAGCGGGUGCCUGGCGCGGCUGUGCAAGCUCAACAUGGACCCGAAGCUGUUCCCGCCGAAGCCGUAG
This is a messenger RNA of Sporothrix brasiliensis 5110, 1080 nucleotides long. RefSeq names its product replication factor C subunit 2/4. Gene Ontology annotation, biological process: DNA repair; DNA-templated DNA replication. The record is from RefSeq and is a predicted model, not a curated record. The transcript is spliced from 2 exons. Gene Ontology annotation, cellular component: DNA replication factor C complex; nucleus; Elg1 RFC-like complex. Gene Ontology annotation, molecular function: DNA clamp loader activity; ATP hydrolysis activity; ATP binding. NCBI's taxonomy places the organism in Eukaryota, Fungi, Ascomycota, Sordariomycetes, Ophiostomatales, Ophiostomataceae. The coding region runs from base 1 to 1080 and encodes 359 amino acids.